AAGCACACAAGACAAAAACCAUACAACAUGGUAAAACUUUAGAUCAGAUUGAACAGAACAAACAAAAGGUGAAACGCAAAAAGAAUUGUCACCCAUAAACACUUAACAUUACAUAUUUUAUGCUAGUAAGCUGCAACACAUAAUGGCUGGAAAUUUUAGUCCCAUGCGUCCUCCAGGCGGGGCUCAAGGACCACCUCGACCUAUGUUUCCUGGUUUCCAACCUGGACAACCACCUGCACUGCCGACUGGCAUGCCUCCUGCUAGCAUGGGUGGAUUCUUCUCUCAACAGCAACAGAAUUCAAUGUCAAUGAUGCCUCCAGGUGGACAAAUGCCUCCAAUGUUCACAGGUCAUAUGGGUGCUGGACCACAAAUGGUUGGAGCACCACAAAUGGGAGGCGUACCUCCUGGAAUGCCUCCAAACAUGCCACAUAUGCCGUUUCAACCAAUGCCAUCUGCAAUGAAUCCUCCGUUACCAAUGGGUACAAUGCCAGGAAUGCCUAUGAUGCCAAUGGGUGCCCCAAUGAUGCCUCCUGUGGCAAUGCAACAACCAAUCAUGAGUCACAUGGGUUUUGUUGACAAAUCGAGUAGCAAAAAGAAAGAAAAGGCAGAGAAAAAGGCAGAAGUCAAGGAGAAACCGAAAAAGAAAAAGCGUGUUAAAAAGCCAAAGAAAGCCUGGACUGAACAUACUGCUCCUGAUGGUCGUACAUACUACUUCAAUGCAGAAACUAAAACUUCACUAUGGACUAAACCGGAUGAUCUCAAGACAGAAGUUGAGAAACUUCUUGAUGCAUGUGUUUGGAAAGAAUAUAAAAGUGAUUCAGGAAGAGCUUACUAUCACAACACCGAAACUAAAGAAUCAAAGUGGACCAUACCUGAAGAAUUAGAAGAAUUAAAAAAGCGACUAGAGGAAGAAAAGAAAGUAUUAGCGGAAAAACCUGAAUCUUCGAGCGAGGAAGAAGUGACUGAUGAUGGGGAGAGUGAGGAUGAGGAGAAAGCUGGCUCAGAUGAAGGAGGUGAAGAUGACACAGUACCAAAACAAGCACAAACUAUAAAAAGAGAAUGGACAUCCAAAGAAGAAGCUAAACAAGCUUUUAAAGAUCUCCUUCGAGAGAAGAAUGUUCCUAGCCAAGCCACUUGGGAACAAGCGAUGAAACUGAUAGUGCAUGAUUACAGAUUUGAGGCCUUGCAAAAACUUAAUGAGAAAAAACAAGUGUUUAAUACAUACAAACAACAAAAAGCUAACGAGGAAAAAGAACAACAUAGGGAACGUGCAAAAGAAGACCGUGAAAAGUUACGUAUAUACCUUGAAGAACACCCUCGCAUGCAUUCUCAUGUUAGAUAUAGAAAAGCAUGUGAUAUGUUUGAAAGCGACAAAAUUUGGAACGCUGUGCCAGAAAGAGAACGCAAAGACUUAUUUCAAGACGUUCUGCAUUAUUUAGCUGGUCGAGAAAAGGAGGACGAAAAGAAAAUGCACAUUUAUAAUAAGCAGUAUAUGUAUGAUAUAUUCUCUGAAAUACCGGGUUUGAGUUACAGAUCUUUGUGGAGCGAAGCACAAGAUCUUAUCAAAGACCACCCACGUUACAAAAAUAAUGAUAAAAUACAAGAAAUAAUGAUCGAAGAUAAGGAGGAUGCAUUGGCUGCAUUUGCUGAUUUCAUCAGAGAGCUUGAAAAGGAUUACGAAGAAGAACGUAUUCAUGAAAAAAAUCGAGUCAAACGUCAGCAUCGGAAAUACAGAGAAGCUUUCUGCACUCUACUUGAUGAGCUUCAUAAAAAAAGUUAUAUCAACUCCAUGUCACGCUGGAUGGAUCUGUUUCCUAAAAUAAGUUCUGACGACCGCUUUACAAAUAUGUUGGGAAUACCAGGUUCUACGCCACUCGACCUUUUCAAAUUCUUUGUAGAGGAUUUGAAGUCACGAUACAGCGACGAAAAGAAAAUUAUAAAAGAAAUACUUAAGGACAAACAGUUUGCUGUCGAUGUCCGUACUCCCUUCGAAGAUUACAAUAGCAUCGUAAUAGGUGACCAUCGCUCUGAAACGCUAGAUCCUGGCAACAUAAAGGCUGCAUUUAAUAGCAUGCGCGAAAAAGCCGAGUCCCGCGAAAAAGAACGAGCAAAGAAAGAAGAACGGGAGUCACGACGCAAAGAGAGUUCAUUCCGUGCCAUUUUAAAACAAGCUGCUCCACCUCUGGAAAAUGGUGACAAGUGGGAAGAUGUUCGUAAGCGUUUUGAGAAAGAAGAAGCCUUUCAAGCUGUCGUUUUGGAAUCAGAACGAGUCCGGUUAUAUAAAGAAUGGAUGGAAACGUAUAAAACGAGAAAGAAGAAAGAAAAGAAAAAACACAAGAAGAGAUCUGGCUCGGAUUCAGAGGAAGAUGAAGAAGUGCGAGAGUCUCGCAGUAAGAAGAGGAAACAUAGAGCCAGGUCUAGAUCCAGAUCACGUACGCCGUCAGAUAUAGAUGAAUCGCCAGAACAAGAAGAAAAGAAAAAGAAAAGAAAGAAGAAGUCAAAGAAAAAAAAACAGAGAAGUCCAUCUCCAUCCGACGGUGAAUCAGAAGUAGAAAGCCGAAAGAAAAAGAAAAAAGAAAAACGAAGAGAACAAUCUGACGAAUCUGAAGACGGAGAGACUGUCUCUCCUCCACAUAAAAAAGGAAAAAAAGACAGAAAAAAGGAGGAGUGGGAGUCGUCUAGCGAAAGCGAAUCUGAACUUCAAUCUCGUCGUAAAGAAUUAUUACGAAAGUUAAGAGCGUCGACAAGCCACGCUGAUUCUGAUUAGUUAAAGCUGCACUGGAAAAGAUCAACACCAUAAGAGAAAGACACGCUUUGAGAGUUUCAGAGAGAUAGCAUGUGUGUGUGUAAAAUAUCCGCUGUGUGUUACCAUGAAGAAGUGGAAACUCUAGUUGUAGAAUUUAUUUGGAGUAUUCAACGUUUUUAAUCC
Hydractinia symbiolongicarpus is the source of this 2929-nucleotide messenger RNA. RefSeq names its product pre-mRNA-processing factor 40 homolog B-like. Gene Ontology annotation, molecular function: RNA binding; protein binding. The transcript is spliced from 26 exons. The coding region runs from base 143 to 2767 and encodes 874 amino acids. Gene Ontology annotation, biological process: mRNA cis splicing, via spliceosome. The record is from RefSeq and is a predicted model, not a curated record. Lineage: Eukaryota; Metazoa; Cnidaria; Hydrozoa; Anthoathecata; Hydractiniidae. Gene Ontology annotation, cellular component: U1 snRNP; U2-type prespliceosome.